CCUCGCUGCUGCAGAGCAGCAGUUGUUUUGCUAGAAGGAGGGAGUGUCCGGGCUCCCUUCCUGCAGCCUCCUCUCGGCGAGGCCCCAGGCACCCUGUCUGGGGAAGGGCAGGCACGUUUGGGCGGACGAGCUGCCCCUGCCGCGGCCUCCUGUCCUCCCUCGGGCCCCCGUGGCCCUGCGGCCUCCCCGGGGCCAACUCGGUCCUUUGUGCUCUUUGGUUCCACCGUAGAAGACAGUCGUCCACUUGGCUAGGAAAGACUAGUUUGAAGGAGGUAGGAUGCCGGAGCUGAGGCUGCUGUGCUGGGCGCUCCUCCUGGGCCUGGCGCGGGCCUGCCCCGAGCCCUGCGACUGCGGAGAGAAGUAUGGCUUCCAGAUCGCGGAUUGCGCCUACCGUGACCUGGAGGCUGUGCCACCUGGCUUCCCGGCCAAUGUGACCACGCUGAGCCUGUCAGCCAACAGGCUGCAGAGCCUGCCAGAGGGGGCUUUCAGAGAGGUGCCCCUGCUGCAGUCGCUGUGGCUGGCGCACAACGAGAUCCGCGCGGUGGCCGCCGGCGCCCUGGCCCCUCUGGGCCACCUCAAGAGCCUGGACCUCAGCCAUAACCUCCUCUCUGACUUCGCCUGGAGCGACCUGCACAACCUCAGUGCCCUCCAGUUGCUCAAGAUGGACAGCAACGAGCUGACCUUCAUCCCCCGGGACGCCUUCCGCAGCCUGCGUGCCCUGCGCUCCCUGCAGCUCAACCACAACCGCCUGCACACGCUGGCCGAGGGCAUCUUCACGCCGCUCACUGCGCUGUCCCACCUGCAGAUCAACGACAACCCCUUCGACUGCACCUGCGGCAUCGUGUGGUUCAAGACCUGGGCCCUGACCGCGGCUGUGUCCAUCCCGGAGCAGGACAACAUCUCUUGCACCUCGCCCCACGUGCUCAAGGGCACACCGCUGAGCCGCCUGCUGCCGCUGCCCUGCUCGGCGCCCUCGGUGCAGCUCACCUACCAGCCCAGCCAGGACGGGGCUGAGCUGCGGCCUGGCUUCGUGCUGGCCCUGCACUGCGACGUGGAUGGGCAGCCGGCACCCCAGCUCCACUGGCACAUCCAUACGCCCGGCGGCACCGUGGAGAUCACCAGCCCCAACGUGGGUGCUGACGGGCGCGUCCUGCCCGGCGCCCCUGCAGCCAGCAGCCAGCCGCGCUUCCAGGCCUUUGCCAACGGCAGCCUGCUCAUCCCUGACUUUGGCAAGCCAGAGGAGGGCACCUACAGCUGCCUGGCCACCAACGAGCUGGGCAGCGCGGAGAGCUCAGUGAACGUGGCCCUGGCCACACCGGGCGAGGGUGGCGAGGAUGUGCUGGGGCGCAGGUUCCACGGCAAAGCGGCCAAGGGGAAGGGCUGCUACACGGUUGACAACGAGGUGCAGCCCUCAGGCCCGGAGGACAACGUUGUCAUCAUCUACCUCAGCCGCGCCAGGGCGCCUGAGGCUGCAGCAGCAGGAGAAGGGGUCCCUGGGCAGCAGCCCCCGGGCCUGCUUCUCCUAGGCCAGAGCCUCCUCCUCAUCCUCCUCACUUCCUUCUAGCCUCCCGCCACCCGCCCUGCCCUGGGCCGGCUGGAGCAACCCCAGGGCCUCCCUGAUUCCCGCCCCCGCCCACCCGGACACUGUGCCGAGGGGCCUGAGGAUGGCAACUCCCAAGGCCUGCAUGGGGGCCUCCACGUCUUCCUACCUCCCUUCUCGUCUCUCCUGGAACGCUCACCACCCCCAACUUCUAAACUUGCUCAAAGCUAGUGACUAGAACCGAAUUUGAUUCCGUACUCACCGUCUACGGUGCUGUUUGCUGCUAACCACACUGCCCAUGCUCCCUGAGCGGGACGGCCUGCCAGCAGGGCCAUGCCCGACCGACCGGGUGAAGCCUCACUGAUGGAAUUCCGGGCGCUGGGACCGACAAGCUGGCAAAGGCUGGGGCCCCGGGGCUGGGGCUGGGGACUUGGCGGGGAGGUGGCCCGAAGCAGACAGGGCGUAGGAGAGAGGACUAGGGUCUAGGGGCAGUGGCUGGCAUGGCUCUGGGCUCUUGGUGACCUGCUUAAGCUCCUGCUGCCUCUUGGCAUUCUCUGAUGGUUUGGGGGCUCGGGAAUCUGUGCCCUCAUCUCAGACAGGACUGGAGGAUCCAGGACGGCCUUCAACUUCUCCCGCUCUGUGCCCCUCCACCCCGGACACCUGUCCCGCCUCUCUCUCCAAGUAUGCAUCUGUAGCCUGCCCCUCCACAGAGGCUAGCCAGCCCGGGGCGGCCGAGAAAUAAACAGCAUUUCUGAUGCUCUCUUG
Messenger RNA from Nyctereutes procyonoides (raccoon dog), 2305 nucleotides. RefSeq names its product immunoglobulin superfamily containing leucine rich repeat (gene ISLR). Lineage: Eukaryota; Metazoa; Chordata; Mammalia; Carnivora; Canidae. The record is from RefSeq and is a predicted model, not a curated record. Gene Ontology annotation, molecular function: protein binding. The coding region runs from base 278 to 1564 and encodes 428 amino acids. The transcript has 2 exons.